GUUUAAGGCUAUGGAAGAAAAAGUAAAAGCCAUGGAAAAAGAGUUGAAAUUUUAUCAAGGAAGUAUAGACCGUGAAAAGAGACUUCAAGAAAAGCUACAGGCGCUUAGUCAAGAUUUUGAACAGUACAAAAUUGACAAUGAAUCCAAGAUGGAAAGAAUUCAAGAUACAAACAUGCAGUUAAAAAGUCAACAAAAUGAAUUUCAGAGAGUUCAGAAAGAAUUGACUCAUCUGCAACACGAGUUAAAAAUUCAACAUAGGCAAUCACAAGUCUUCAGUCAAAGAUUGGUGGAAUACAAAUAUUUCUGGAACAAGACACUCUCAUUACUUACUUUUACUAAAAGGGAGCUAAGCAGCAUUAAAAAUGAACUAUAUGAUAAUUUUCAAAACUGGACUUCACUGAAAGGAGAAGUUUUUCUACAAAUUAAAUCCAUAAGUGAAGCAGCCUUGACAGAAGUAGAGAUGCUAAAUAAAAGUUUGACAGUGUCCCAGAGAAACAAGGCAUGCUUGGAAGAGGAGAUGAAAAGGCUGAAGCUGUUAUCAGAUGCAGCCAUCCUGAGGUCCCAGGAGAUACAGGCAUCUAAACAGCAAGAACUCAAUCUGCAAACAAGGUGCCACAACUUGCAAAAAGAAGCACUAGAUUUACAAAGUCAAGUAGAAACACUGGGGCUAAGACUUCAGAGGGCAACGACAGAGGCGGACAACUACAAAGAAAUGUUCAUGAAUAAAUCUAAUGAAGUUGAUGACUGUCAAAGAGAACUUAGAAAACUGAAGUUCGAAUCCAUUAUUUCUGACUCACGGCACACAAGAUUGCUUAAAGAAAAAGAAGAUUCUUUAAUGGCUUGUCAGCAAAUGUAUAAAACUUUACAAGAAGAACUAACUGCAAAAGAAAGGCAAGAAGAGGACAUAAAGAGAAGAAUUAACCGUGCAGAAAAUGAACUAGAGAUAACCAAAGCUCUUCUGAAAAAGACACAGGAAGAGGUCAUAGCACUGAAAAAUGAAAGGGAAUUGAUGCUAAUUUCACAUCAGAAAAGCAUUGAGCAGCUGCAGGAAACCCUUAGACAGAAGCUGCUGGGCGAUGAUAACUGGAGGGAGAAGAUAGAGGCUGAACUUGCCAAGGAAAGAGCCCGACAUUUGGCUGAAUUUGAGGAGCAAGCUCUGCUCUUUAAAGAAGAAGCUAGACUGGAACUUGAUAUUGAAAAGGAAAAACACCAAGAAAUAAUUCAAAAAUAUAAGAAAGAACAAGAAGAACUGCAAAAGAAGAUAUCCAACUUAAUCGCAGGCGCUACCAGAGAUCUACGCCGGGAAGUGGCCACUCUUGAAGAAAAACUCUAUGAAUCCCAUGUGCAAUUUACAGAAAAAUCUGAAUCAAAGGAGAAGGAAAUCGAAAAACUUAAAAAUCUGGUUGCGGAAUUUGAAUCUCGCUUGAAGAAGGAAACAGACAGUAAUGAUUCCAUUUCAGAGGACUUAAGGAAGGAAAUGAAACAAAAGUCAGAUGAACUGGAAAGAGUAAUGCUGGCCCAGACAGAGCUGAUGCAGCAGUUCAGCCAGUCCCAGGAAGAGAACACUUUUCUUCAGGAAACGGUGCGUAGGGAGUGUGAAGAACGCUUUGAGCUAACAGAGGCUUUGAGUCAAGCCAGGGAACAGCUCCUGGAGUUCCAGAGGCUCAGUGGAAGCCUGCCAUUGUCCCCGUCUUCCCUAAGUCAUGGUGGGCUAACCUCCCCCGAGGCCGCACUCAGUGACCAGGGAGACAGAGGCCUGGCAAGACUGAACUCUACAAAAGGAUUCAAAACAUCUAGCUUGCGUGGACUGCCAAAGCCUGGUGCUUCCCCCACCUCAGCUAAACCACAGCAGUUCCGCGGCUCUGUCCUGCCCACUCUUCCCCAGCCUCAUCCUCCCAGAGGCCGGCCAUCAGUCGCUGAGACCAGACAAAGACUGGCUGCCAUCCUGCGGGGGAGAAUGAACCAGAGGUGA
Condylura cristata (star-nosed mole) is the source of this 1972-nucleotide messenger RNA. It is a transcript of the gene LEKR1, whose product is annotated as leucine, glutamate and lysine rich 1. Lineage: Eukaryota; Metazoa; Chordata; Mammalia; Eulipotyphla; Talpidae. The transcript has 11 exons. The record is from RefSeq and is a predicted model, not a curated record. The coding region runs from base 11 to 1972 and encodes 653 amino acids.